GGGUUGCUCUGGGUACUUUAUUCUGUGCCUCACAACUCGGUGUGGCCAGUCCGUCCCUAGAACUGCUGCUAGUGUAGGCCCGUGGCGUGUUACAACAGGUAGUGACUAUUGGAAGUAAAACAUGAUCCCUGUGCAUUCCGCUAGAGAUGGAUUAAAGCUUGAAACUGAAAUUUUGGAUGGAAAACCUAGGCUAAUUUUGGCUUCAUAUGUGGGUAAAUCAAAAUCCACAGUUAAGCAGAUGGGUAAUAAAACUAAAAUCCUCAAACAUCCAUUGAGAACAACACAGUCUGGACAUGUUCUGAAAUCAACACAAAAUUCCUGUGUCAAGCAUGAACAUAUUUUAGCAAAAGACAGAAGUGGCUCAAGAUGGUCAGCAAUAAAAGGUGAAAAAACCUGUGUGACUUUGUCAUCAUCUAAAGAUUCAUCAAAGGAAUCCUUAAAUAAAAACCAUGCUUUGAUUAUCCAAAAAGACAACACAGCUGGAAUGCCGGAUUUACAGAACCCUAAUAAAAUUGCUGUUAAAAAGCCCAAACAGAAGUCUCAAAAACCUCAUAUCUCAGGUGAAGAUCUAAGGAACAGUUUGGUGUGUUUAACACAAGAGCAACUUGAACAGAUUCUGAUAACUGUAAAACAAGGAACCAAAAUUGAGUCCCAGGCCCAGGAGGAAAAGCAAGAAGAAACAAGCCAAAACAAACACUCAAAUAUUAGCACUGCUGCUAAUCAGGCCCCACAAGAGGAGAACAUAAUGGGAUUACUCCAAAAAGCUGAUGAAGUUUCAUCUGUCCCAAAUGAAAAUAAUUAUGCCUCAAGCAGAAAACAAGCAGCAUCUGAGCAGGCUGAACAGAAAGUUAUUAAGAAUUCAUGGAAACCAGCUGAUAUAUUUAGUACCCUAGGUGAAAGAGAAGGGGAUAAAAUGUUGUUAGAAGCAAAGAAGUCCCAGUGGAAGAAGGAACUAGACGAACAGAUAGCUUUAAAGAAGAAAUUAAAAGAAACUUCGGAGCGACAGACAAAAUACUACCGUUGGGAGCAAACGGAUGGUGAUGGUGAUAAAAACCAUUUGGAAAAACUGGAGACAGUUAAUCAAGCUAAAAUGACAUUUCCAGCUGAUUUGGGCAUUGCUAGUGAGGAAAACCACAUUUUUAGAACCACUUUGGUCACAGAGACUAGUGAAGUUGCACCCAGUGUUUCAAGUGGACCAACUGGACAGUCAUCUAGUUUCAGUUCUCCUGACUUGCCAGCUGCCAUUCGGACAGCAUUUGUUUUAGGGGAAGCGACACCAGUGGAGCACCCCUUUAGUGCCAUGAAACAAGAACAACAGAAGAAGUGGCUUCUAGAUCUGGACAAACAGAAGGAAGAGGCUAAACUACGAAAAAUAGAGGAAAAACAUAAUUAUUCAAAGGCUGAGGAGCAUGAGAGAUGGGCAGUGCAUUUUGAUUCUUUAAAAAACUACCCUCGUGCUAAUCCACAACACCUCAUAAAUGGAACAUACACCAAGCAGCCUGAAAAUCUUUGCCUGUCCCCUGAAACUCAGGCCCUGACUGCUGUUAUUCAUCCUUUUACACCUGCAGCUUUAAGCCACCUCAGACAUUCAAAGGUGGAGAAUGUAGAAAAAAACGUUGAGAACACUACUUCGGAACAAAGUCAAAAAGCCAGUUUUCUCCGGUCAAUGACAGCUCUCUUGGAUCCUGCACAAAUUGAGGAAAGAGACAGGAGGCGGCAGAAACAGUUAGAACAUCAGAAAGCUAUAAUGGCUCAAGUAGAGGAAAAGCGAAGGAAGAAGCAGCUGGAGGAAGAGCAAAGAAAAUGGGAAGAACAAGAAGAAGAACACCGCUUAGCACGAGAACGAGAACUGAUGCAAAAACAGUUUGAAGAGGAUAUGCUCAAACAGAAACAAAAGGAAGAAAUCAUGACUCUUAAAACAAAUGAGCUCUAUCAGACAAUGCAGAGAGCACAAGAACAGGCACAGAGAUUAAAACAGGAACAACGUAUUCGACAGUUGGCUCAAAAAGGACAUGACAUUUCAAAACUGCAGAAGAAUCUUGGUGGUGGUGGUGGCGGCAGCGGUGAUAAAAUAUGUGGCCUUUCAAAUGUAAAUCAUGAUCAUUGUUCUGAUGAAGUGAGCAGUAAGAUGCAUCAAGAUGUAAAAACCGUAACCUCUCCUCGGAAAGAUACUGCUGUGCAGACAGAUUACUUUGACACCAGAGCGUACAUCAGAACUGAAACGUGCACUGAGCCAGUUGUAGAAAGAAGAACUGUGGACUGUACAUCUCCAGAUAUUUCCAUAGAAUAUAAAGAGAAAUUUAACAUCAAAAAAUGCAAGAAAGAAAUGCAGUAUCCAGAUAAAAAGAAAAUAUCAGAAAAAGAGAAUAAUGGCAGUUACACUGAUUUAUAUAAUCAAUUUGCAAGAAAGGAGAAACAAACAAAUCCUAUGGAAAAAUAUGGAAAGAGACCUGACUGGAACAUAAACAAACCUGGGAAAAGGUAUAUUCCAGCAUCAGAAAGAUACCCUAGACGGCUACAGAAGCAAAGGGAGGAAAAGAAAGUAAGACGACAGAUAGAGCUGCUUCAAUUGGUAGAAAGAAAUACUCCUGGUAAACUCUGUCAAAAGAAAGAAGUCUCUCCAGAAAGGUCUCCUUCAUCUCACCAGGAAACAAAUACAAAGAGUAAGGGACAUGCAGUAACAAAGGGAGAACAAUCUCAGUGGAGUCAUUUGAAUGAAGAAAGAUCUGAAUCACCACCUGUUCCAGCAGUUAAAAACAGAUUACACCAAGGACAACAAAGGCAGAUAAAUACUUCUAAUUUCCCAAUUCAGAAUGGCAAUAGUGGAAGAGGGAAGAAUAUCAACACAGACAUGCAACAGAGGAAAUCAUCUUCUCCAGUUAUUGAACCUGAACGGCCACCCUCUUCUCAUUUCAUUCCCUAUGUGCGAACAAAUGAAAUUUAUUACCUUGAUCCAGAUGCACCAAUGACUAGACCUUCAACACAUGAUCCACAAUAUCGACAGUUUAAUGAUUCUUGCCAUACACCACGACAGAUUUUUAGCUCUGAUCAUGUGAGAGAUCCACUUCUUAAUCCUAAUGUAGUGAAAAACAGAGACCGACAACAGGCAAUCCUCAAAGGACUAUCAGACUUACGCCAGGGUCUCCUCCAGAAGCAGAAGGAAUUGGAGACUGGUCUAGUUCCAACCAUAAAUCAAGAAGAAAACUUUAUUUCACCAUUUUAAAAAAGGCACAAAGCUUUAUUCAGUGCACAGAAUGGACCUGCUGUAGGGAUCAACCAAAGUUGUGUACUACAGGAGACUUAUCUGCAGGAAUCCAGCUUCCUUUGUUGCAGAAAUUUGAAGGUGUGUACUGAAUGAGGCAAGGCACUACAAGAAGAGAAAGUAUUGUGUUUAAGGGAGUUGACUACUGGCCAGAGAAUUGGAUUCCAUCCCUUCCUCUGUCAGAGUUCCUACCUAAGACUACACAAGUCACUUACAGGAAAGGUUACUCAUCCUGUGCAAUAACUGUAGUUCAAGAUGUGUGUCCCCUCCCCCCAUGGGCUCAAAUGCCCACGUGCCUUCAACUGGCGAUUUCAUUAGCAGUGCUUGUUUAAUCUAUGCAUCUGCCCUACGCCCCACACCUAGACUAUAUAGGGCUGUAUGAGUGAACCACCCCUUAGCUCCUGCUCUGCUGCAAAGUCCCACAAGAAAACUCCAAAGCAGAGAGGGGAGGAGGACAGGUAAUGGAGCACCUAUGGGGGGGGGGGGGCACAUAUACUGAAGAAUUACAGUCACUACACAGGGUAAAAAGUUUCCUUCUCUGAAAAGCGUCCUAAGGGUGCUACAAUUCAGGUAACUGAGCAGUAUCCCUAGGAGGAGAGUGCUUCGGAUAAGAAUCUAGUACAGAAGACAGAAUUACACUGCCACAUCAGUUCUAGAGGCAUGGACCAAGAGGCACAGUGUUUGGAGAAAGCAUGUAUUGAAGACCACAUACCAGUCCUACAGAGUUUAAGUACCAGAACAUCCUUAAGGAAGGCCAUAGAUGUUGAUUGAGACCUAGUGGGAGUAGGCUAGAACCGUAGCAGGAGGCUGGACAUUAGCAACCUCAUAGCACACAAUAAUAGAUCCCCAAAUCCACCUUGACAGUCUCUGGGUGGAAACAGUGGAACCUUUAGAUCUGUUGGCAAUGGAGACAAAUGGUUGAGGAGACUUCUGAAACGGUUUGGUCCUAUUGAGAUAAAAAGCCAGUGCUCUUCUGGACAUCAGAAGUAUGGAGAAAAGCUUCCUGACCAGAGAGUUUGGGAGGAGUGGGGGGUGGAGGGUGUAAAAUGUAUGGUUUGGUUCAGAUGAAACUCCGAUAAUACCUCAGGAAGGAAUCUGAGCUGUACAAGUUCAGAAACUCCUUGAAAAUACUGUAAAGGGAGGAUGCAGUAUGAAGGCCUCAAAUUUCCCCAAUUCUUCAAGCCAAUAUAAUGGCUAUUAAAAAGGCUGUCUUUAUGGAUAGGUAUAAUAAUGAGCAGGUCACUAUAGGUUCAAAAGGAGGUCAUGGGAAACCGAAGAAUUAGAUUAAGAUCUUAGACCGUAGCAGGGUCUUUUACUUGAGGAAAGAGGUUCCCCAGUCCUUCAAUAAGCCUUACAGUUGUGGGGAAGAGACUACUAAGAACCCUCACAUUGGAGAAUGGAAGGUUGAUACUGCAGUCAGAUGAACCUUAACUGAGCUACCUGAUAAAUCUGUUUUCUUCCGUUGUAGCAGGUAAUUCAGGAUAAAUGCAAGUAAGGAAAAUUCAAGUGCAAUUUGCGGAUAUUCACAACAGCUAAAAUCUUUUUCAGUUCUGAAAGUACGAAUCAUGCUUAAAUUCCUUCCUGCUGUUUAACACUUGCUAUACCUCUACCAAAAUAGUGGACAAGUCUGCCAGCGAACCAUUGAAGAACCAGGCCUUGAGCUAGAGAAUCUUUAGGUUGGGAUACAAUUUGCAUCUUAAGAUAAGUAAAGCAUGGAAGAUUACUGAACAAGGAGACAAUUAAAACAGGUAAUGUUUUAUACCAUGCGUGUCUUGGCCACAGUUAUCCUAAUAGUCUAUCAUUUGUCCUGCCUGAUCUUGUUCUUCACCUUUAGAAUCUGAAGUGUUGAGAAAAAUAUGUAAUUACAUGCCCCUUUGUCUAAGGAAGGAGAAAGGCAUCUGCCAAAGGCCACCUCCCCCGAACAGAACAGACAACACUUCCUAUUUGUGGAAGAGGUAAAGAAAGCCACCUCCAGACAGCUCCACGUUCAGAAUAUAGCGUCUAGGAUCAGUGGUCUCGCUCUCUUUCAGAGUCCUCGAAGAGGCCUCUGCUGAGACCAUGGGCCGUGAUGUUUUGUAUUCCAGGAAGUUGCACUGUUGAAAUGUGAAUAUGAUGGGCAAUACCCCAAUUCCAUAAGUUUAUUUCAGUACAGAUAUGCAUCUCGCUCUGCUCCAUGGGUUAAUAGGAAACAUGCAAGCCUCACUGUCCAUCAAGAUUUUGAUGACUUCUCUCAGAGGUAGAAGGUGGAGACAGUCAUUUCUGACUGCCUGUAGUUCCACCAGGUUGAUGUGGAGACGGUCUCCUGAGGUGACCAUGUCCCUUGGACUGUAUGGACACAGAUAUUCACUCCAUCCGAGUAGCAAUGCAUCCCAUAGUAUGGUGGCCAUCAAUACUGGCCGAAGAAAUGUCGGUCCUGACAUUGUGGUGAUUCUGCUACCAGUCUAGGGAAUCUUUCACCUGUUAUGGAACAGAAAUUUGUUUAAAUCAAAACUAGGUCUCAUAAGCAGACUAUCCUGAGACAUGUUGAAAGCUGCAAAGAUAUAACAUUGCAUGAUGAAGGUGCAGGCUGCCAUAUGACCCAGAAGCUGCAAACAGAAUCCUACUGAGGUUUCAGUGUUCACUUGAUUACUCUUAACAUUUGAUAAAGUUAUGAAUCUGGACAUCUGUGCACAGGAAGACAGGUCCUUUAAGUCAGCAAAUCCAAAGAUGUUCCUUAUGUACUGUAUUUUCCACACAGGGGUCAAUGCAGACUUUGACACUGAGCUAAAGGCCUAACUGCAGGAAUAGCAAUAGGGCCCUGUGGGUGGCUGACAGCACUUUCCCAUAAGACUGACCCUUGAACAGCCAGCUUUUGAGGUAUGGGAAUACCACAGCUGCCACUAGACGAAGGUGAGCAACCACCACCACUAGAACCUUUGUGACAACGAUUGGAGUUGGGACUGAAAAGAUUUGCAUGGUACCGAAAGUGCUUCUGGCCUAUCACAAAAUGUAAGUAUGUUCUGUGAGCCAGGUGUACCACAAUUUGGAAAUUUGUGUCUUGUAGGCCAAGGGCUGAAAACCAAUCCCCUGAGCCUAAGAAUUAUCACUGCCAGAGUUACCAGUCUGAAUUUUUGGGACUUCACAAAUUUGUUUAGGAAUCUUAGAUCUAAAAUAUCAGUCUCCAUCCUCCAUUUCUCUUUAGUGGGAGUAAUUAACUCACAUAGAAACCAUUCCUCAUGUAGAGCCAGGACAGACAACUGCUCCUAAGCAAAGGAGGAAUUUUAUUUCCUUUCUUAGUAGGAGCUCAUGAAAGGGGUCCCUGAAGAGGAAUGGGGGAUGUGAAGUGGAUGGCACAGACCAACGUAACCAUCUCCAAAACCCAUUUGUCUGUGGUAAUGCAGUCCCAUGCAUGUUAGAAAUGGGAGAGCUGGCUUCCAAAUGGGGGGAGGCAGGCAGGCAGGCAAACUGUUGUAGCUGGCAGGCUAGAGUGAGGAGGCUUCACACCCUCAGCCAGCCAAUCAAUCAAAACUGGUGCUUUGAUGAUGAAGCUAGUUGUGUACCUGAACCAGGUAAGUUUAUGGUUCUCUUCCUUUGGAACCUGAGCUUCUUUCUUGGUGGUUCAGUGGGUCUUUAGAACCUGAAGAAAUGUAUCUGGUGGGAUCUCUAGGCAGUGUGUGAUCUACUACUAAACUCUCUCUCUUGAUUGCAGGGGUAUAAAUUCCCAGCAACUGCAGACUAGCUCUGGAGUCUCUCUCUGAAAACAAAUUAAGCCCACCUAGGGGAAAGUUUUUCCACCAUACUUUUGGCCUCCUUGGGAAACCAGACAGCUGAAGCCACGAUGCCCUGUGCAUGACUGCUAUCAGAAAGAAUGGGUCAGUGUCUGCAGCAGCCAAGGACACUUGGAGAGAUGCCUGGGCUGAUAAUUGUCCUUCGGCAGUGACAGCUUAAAAUUACUCUUUGUUCCAGAGGGAGGUUCUCAAUAAGUGCUUACACUUUGUGUAGUUCAUGUGAUUGGCCUGGUAAUUAGUGAUCUGAAGUCAGUGUUGCCAAUAAAUAAGACUUUCGCUCAAAAAGA
Caretta caretta (loggerhead turtle) is the source of this 7316-nucleotide messenger RNA. It is a transcript of the gene CCDC66, whose product is annotated as coiled-coil domain containing 66. Gene Ontology annotation, biological process: cilium assembly. The record is from RefSeq and is a predicted model, not a curated record. Gene Ontology annotation, molecular function: microtubule binding. Gene Ontology annotation, cellular component: microtubule; cilium. NCBI's taxonomy places the organism in Eukaryota, Metazoa, Chordata, Testudines, Cheloniidae.